UUUGUCUUUCAGAACGAAGACAGUCCCAGUCCAAAAAGACAGCGAUUAUCAAAUUCCGUUUUUGAUUACACUGCACCAUCUCCUGCACCAUCGCCGCCAAUGCGACCAUGGGAGAUGACGUCAAAUAGGCGGCCUCCUUCGGCUCGUCCCAAUCAGCACCACUUCUCAGGGGAAAGAUGCAACACUCCUGCUCGAAACAGAAGGAGUCCUCCAGUUAGACGGCAAAGAGGAAGAAGGGAUAGGCUGUCGCGCCAUAAUUCUGUUAGCCAAGAUGAAAAUUAUCAUCACAUUUCCUAUGGCCAGCAGCAGACUGUAGAGGAGCCCAGGGCCUUUCACCCUCCGAAUGUAUCCCCCCGCCUGCUACACCCAGCUGCACAUCCACAACAGCAGAAUACAGUUAUGGUUGACAUUCAUGAACAGAUUCACCAGGGUACAGUACCGGUUUCUUACACUGUUACAACUGUAGCACCACAUGGAAUCCCUCUGUGUACUGGUCAACACAUCCCUGCUUGUAGUGCACAGCAGGUUCCAGGCUGUUCUGUGGUCUUUAGUGGACAGCAUUUACCCGUCUGCAGUGUGCCUCCUCCAAUGCUUCAAGCAUGUUCAGUUCAACACUUACCAGUUCCCUAUGCUGCUUUUCCACCCCUUCUUUCCAGUGAUCCAUUCUUAUUACAUCCACCACACCUUUCCCCACAUCACCACGCUCAUCUCCCCCCUCCUGGACAGUUUGUACCUUUCCAGGCACAACAGUCUCGAUCGCCUCUGCAAAGGAUAGAGAAUGAAGUUGAGCUGUUGAGUGAGCAUCUACCUGUUGGAGGAUUUACAUAUCCUCCACCUGCUCAUGCGCCAACAUUGCAGCCCUCUGCCCCUUUACAAUUCAUAACUCAUGAUCCUUUGCACCAGGAGGUUUCCUUUGGAGUUCCUUAUCCACCAUUUAUGCCAAGAAGAAUUACCGGACGUAGCAGAUACCGAUCACAACAGCCAAUACCACCGCCACCUUACCAUCCGAGCCUUUUACCUUAUGUCCUUUCCAUGCUUCCAGUGCCUCCUACUGUAGGACCAGCCUUUAGCUUUGAGUUGGAUGUAGAAGAUGGGGAAGUGGAAAACUAUGAGGCAUUGCUAAAUCUAGCUGAAAGACUAGGUGAAGCAAAACCACGGGGAUUAACGAAAGCGGAUAUUGAGCAACUUCCAUCAUACAGGUUUAACCCAAACAAUCACCAGUCAGAGCAGACCUUAUGUGUAGUGUGCAUGUGUGAUUUUGAGUCAAGACAGCUUCUAAGAGUCUUACCAUGUAAUCAUGAAUUUCAUGCCAAGUGUGUUGACAAGUGGCUAAAGGCAAAUCGUACCUGCCCAAUAUGUCGAGCUGAUGCUUCAGAAGUACAUCGCGAUUCAGAAUGA
Molecule: messenger RNA, 1398 nt
Organism: Staurois parvus
Lineage: Eukaryota; Metazoa; Chordata; Amphibia; Anura; Ranidae
Source: the annotation of a GenBank genome assembly